AUGGCGGUAACCAGAGGGAACUGGCAGACUCCUCUUGAAGUGGCGCAACCACCCGAUGAUGAUUUGUCACAGCUGCCUUCCCAGCUGCCUCAUCAGGUAUGGGAAGAUGUGUCGUCGGGCUGGCGGCCAGGGAGCCUCCAGCGGGAAGACCCACAGUUAAAUUUUGUCAGCGACGGCGGUGAUCAUGUUCACCAGGUCUCGUGGCAACAAAGUCACCACCACUCGCAUCAUAGGCAGAAUUCAGUCAGUGAGAGUCGACGUACAGCAUUAGAGGAUAACAGGACCACAGCCGGCAUGCUAAGACCUGUGUCCGAAAUACCGGAGCGGUACCGUUCACUCUUCUCCCAGUUCCCGUACUUCAACAUCGUCCAGUCAACAGUGUUCCAGGAUGUAUUUCACUCAGACCGGUCGGUGGUGGUGUCAGCACCAACGGGGUCGGGUAAGACGGUGGUGAUGGAGCUGGCUCUGGUGAGGCUUCUGCACACGCUGGAGCAUCAGCUGCAGCAACAACCUUCUGGAUACAUCCAGCCACGCUCCAGAGUAGUCUACUGUGAGUAUCACAUAAACAUACACACCGACGAGUACACACAUUAAAGUUAAAGGCUCUUGAUUCAAGGAACUGGAUCUAUCUUGCCCAACUUCGGAUUGAACCUGAUUACUUCCUAUUCUCAGGUGCCGCAUGACUUACGGGUUUAGCCAUUCCCUGUGGUUAUAAUAAUAAUAAUAGCUAAAGAACAAAAAGGCACAGUGGAACAAUACACAAAUAACCCGGCGUU
Molecule: messenger RNA, 776 nt
Organism: Cherax quadricarinatus
Lineage: Eukaryota; Metazoa; Arthropoda; Malacostraca; Decapoda; Parastacidae
Source: RefSeq, a predicted model, not a curated record